AUGUCCCUCCUCUCCUCGCGUGGGGUCACGCCGCCUGCACCAGCUUUUUCGGCAGCGGCCAAGGAUGCGCCACAGGCCCCGCGUAACUUUCGUCGCGCCGCCGUGCUGACAUACCGCACGGCGCCGCACCCGAACGACUCGAUUGAAGGCAUCUUCGAGGCGCUCCUCAUGCUGGCAGCGGAUCAAUUGGACCCAAAUGGUGAGGUGCGAGAGAGCAGCAGGAGCAGCGCGUCUCGCGCCGAGAAGAGGGGCUGGCUCGGGCGCGCGUGGAGACACGUGGUGAACUACGCCUCCAGCGACCUGUGGCAGAUGCACCAGGCCGACUUCCUCAAGGCCUUCUCUCGCCAGCUCGAGCUGAACCCGGCGGAGGAGUCGAGCACGGUGAUGGUAAGCUGUCAGUGCUUCAUGGUCAGCGGCGGCAAGCUGCAUUUCGGCUCUCUUUUUGCCACAAACUGUGGCUUGUACUUUUGUUCUUGCACACCAGAGACAGCGCUAGCGGCUGCCACAGCCGCGGAAUACGAUGCUAGCUCGAACACCACCGCAGACAGUGGAGAUGCCGAGGAUGAGAUCGAAUACAUAAAAGAGCGUAUUCUCUUCACAGACGUGGCAUCCCUUCUGCCCUCCAUCUCCCUGGAGCAGCAUGGAACAGUCACGCCCUUCAUACAGGGUAUCCCCAGUGGUGUUGUGGCCCCGACGGCCCUGCAGGUGUUCACGGUGCAGCUCAGCACGGUGUUGCAGUUUGUAGACCUUCACAAGGUUGCCGUGAAGCAGCCAAAGAAGUUUGCCGCGGAGGCCAAGAGGUUCAGCGACGACACAGUACAAGACGCGCCCUGCACGGAUGUCGUGCAAAAGUGCGAAUACAAUCUUGUCUGCAAGUUACCACCCAACCUUGAGACGCUCAAAUUUUGUGCGCUGUUGUGGCGCUUGUGGACUCAGCGCCUCCACGAACUUGGUCGCCCACUUGAGAACCCCGCCGCCCACUACGCAGAGCCGCACUAA
Leishmania braziliensis MHOM/BR/75/M2904 is the source of this 999-nucleotide messenger RNA. RefSeq lists its product as hypothetical. Bases 1 to 999 code for a protein of 332 amino acids. Lineage: Eukaryota; Euglenozoa; Kinetoplastea; Trypanosomatida; Trypanosomatidae. The record is from RefSeq and is a predicted model, not a curated record. The transcript has a single exon.